UUGGUCCUCCAAAAACAAAAUCCCGACUUUGUUAAAAGUGUUGACUCAUAUCAAGAGGCCGGUGGAGAAGGAGAAAGAUAGGGAGGAAAUGGAAGCCUUUUACCUGCUGGGCUCCAUUGCCUCCACAUUGGCCAAGUCUGCGCUACUCUCCCUCGCUCUCGCCGUCCGAUCCCUUCCUCACUUCCUCUUCCCUCCGGCACCACCCUCCGCUCCGCCAACUCCCCUACCUGAUGAUGCCGUGCAGCUCUACGACGGCCGCGUGCACCACGUUCGCCUCCGCCCCGUUCACCAUGCCUUUGACUACCCCGUCCGCUACGCCCUCAUCGAUCUCGACCGUGCGCCGCACUUCCAGCCCUCCCGACUUUCCGCCGAUCAAGCCCGCGAGGUCGCUCAAACUACCGGUCCAGUGCUCUUGCUGACAAUCCCUGCUAGUGUGGGGUAUGACCAGAACCCACUCAGUGUUUACUACUGCUAUGAGGAGGAGGAGGAGGAGGAGGAGGAGGAGUCUUCUCGCCAGCUCAAGAUGUGCAUUGCUGAGGUGACAAACACGCCAUGGGGGGAGAGAGUAUUGUUUAGUUUUAAUCCGCGUUCAGAUUUGGUUGCCAAGCCCUUGCAUGUCAGCCCAUUCAUGGAUAUGCUAGGAAAUUGGAAUAUCCAUGCUAAUUCACCAGGAGAUGAACUUUUCAUUAGAAUUUUAGUUCAGCAUCCCUCACUUGGGACUUACUUCACUGCUACUCUCAGUGCCAAGAGAAUCAAUUCUUCUUCUGGUACCCUUGAGUUGGCAAUCUAUUUUUGGCUGAUGCCUCAUAAGGUUGCCAUGUGGAUAUAUUGGCAGGCUCUCGAACUUUGGUGGAAAACUGUUGCUUUUCAAAGUCAUCCAAAGUACACUAACUCAAUGUACAGGGCCGAUGCUUUAAAGCGUGAUCAAGAACUUUGCUGCUCUAGAUAUAGACAAACUGAAGCUAACCUCUCAAGUUCUACUCGAGACAAGGACAAAGGAAAUCGGUGGUGUAUAUGGAGAGAUGCUCCAUGGCCAUGGUCCUGAUGCUUCACUAGAGAUUUGAACAUGGCCAUGGUUUCUGCCAAACUUGUAAGGUUAUCAUUCUUUGUUGAAUUUUAAUAUAUCUUGGUAUAUAUUUCUGUUGUUCUUCAGAGAGAUCUUGAUGUUUGGCUUUCGUUGACAUGGCAAAAAUGUCUGUCACCAUUGAAUUUGUCGAAAAAAUGAUUGUUAUAUGUUUUAAUCUGGAAUUUAUUCAAUUUAGGAAGCUUAUUGUUCUACCUAUGCUUCCCUAAAAUCUUC
Molecule: messenger RNA, 1300 nt
Organism: Dioscorea cayenensis subsp. rotundata (Guinea yam)
Lineage: Eukaryota; Viridiplantae; Streptophyta; Magnoliopsida; Dioscoreales; Dioscoreaceae
Exons: 5
Coding region: 89-1045 (318 amino acids)
Source: RefSeq, a predicted model, not a curated record